AUGAUCCAAUCCUUGAUUGGGCUGAAAAUGAGGUGUUAUCAGAUGGUAAUGGGUAAGCUUAGUGAUGAUGAUGAACCUAAUGAUGGAAAAGAUAAGAAGGUUGUAUUCCAUGUCCAUGAUGAGAACCAAGCAUGGGAUAAGAUGAUGCCAAUUCUAGGUGUUUGUAGAGGUCAGUUGCUUGCUGCUGUAGGUAGGGAUGCAAACAACCAUAUCUACCCUCUUGCUUGGGCUGUGGUUGCAGUUGACAGUAAGGAAACAUGGAAGUGGUUUGUUGACCUUCUCCUUGAUGACAUUGGAAUGGGAAAUGGACAUGGGUUGACAUUAAUAUCAGAACAACAUAAAGGAUUACUUGAGGCUGUCAAGGAAAGGGUACCAGCAGCAGAGCAUAGACAAUGUAAAGUGAAGGUUGAAUUUGAAGAGGGUAAUCAAGAAGUUGAUUUGGAAAGUGAUAGUGACAGUGAAGUUCAAAGGGAGCCUAAUAGUGAGGUGGAGUCUUAUGAAGUUGAUUUUGAAAAGGGUAAUCAUACAUAUGAAGAUGUAGACCAACCUGAGGUUGAAGCUAAAGAACAAGUUGAAGUUGGAGGGGUUGAAGAACAGGUUGAAGUUGAGGAACAGGUUGAAGUUGAAGAACAGGUUGAAGUUGAAGAACAUGUUGAAGCACUUGUUGAAGUUGAAGUUGAAGAAGGUGAAUACCAGGCUGGAGAUGUAGAUCAAGUUGAACAGGUUGAAGUUGAAGUAAUUCAAGAUCCAGUUGGAUAA
Molecule: messenger RNA, 759 nt
Organism: Lactuca saligna
Lineage: Eukaryota; Viridiplantae; Streptophyta; Magnoliopsida; Asterales; Asteraceae
Source: the annotation of a GenBank genome assembly